AGUUGACUUAGUCGCGGUCUUGGCGCAGGUUGUUUUCUUCUGACCUCCUCCACUGUGAAGCGAUUCGAUUCCGGAUACUCGAAGCCAUCGGUGACUACUCCUGUGGACUCUGGAGUUUUUCGGCAAUUUCAGUUAGAAUCUCUAGCAAAAAAUCUAUGGGAAAUUGAACCCGAUUUGAAAUUGAAAAUCGUGAUUAGAUUGUUGGUUCUUUAAACCGAAAGUGGAUUUAAUCGUGUGCCAUUGUUGAUCUUUUUUGUUAUUAUUGUGUUGAGACAAGACCCCAGGAAAAAAAACCCAAACAACAUAGGGGGAGGCUUGACGAAAAAUCACGACGACGAAGACACCGAGUGGUUGGCGAAAAUCAUCUGGAAAGGCAAAACAAAAAGUUCCAAUUACUCUGGGGCAGUAGUAGUCGUGAAUCCAUGUUUGGGGAUAAGUACGUUGAGUAAUAAUUAAAAACUUAAUAAGCUGAUUAAAGAAUUGUGAACCUUGAUUUAUUUCCUUGGAUUUGAUUCAAUGCAACACAUCACGAUUCGUCUUUAGCAAGCCACGCGAAACUUGUUUGUUGCGCAACACAAGUCCGCAACACUCGCAUGUUGCAGAUUUGAGCAGCAGAAGAUUGACUGAGGAAAUUAAACGCCUGAAAGACGCAACCAGCGGAACCACAGCUACUUCGUCUCAUCUAAGUAAAGCAAACCUCUUGUCUCGCCGAUAGUGUGCUCCAGUUUGAAUUGGAAAUUUGGUCAUCGAACAAUGUGCUAAUAGUGAUUUGCAUUUUAAGUGGAAUUAUUUUACAUUGGUUUUUAAAAAAUCGAAUUCGUAGAGAAAUUUGUUGUGGAAAUUAUUUGCUGAGAAGAUUCUUCUACUGAAUAUUGCCUGCAAAAUGGAGCUCCGUUGGGAGAUAUUGUUCGGCGUAUUUGUAAACGUCCUUCUCGCACAAGCCGCUGUCUACACCCCUGGCAAUGCUCCGGUCUACAAUCCGAACGAGGGCGUCCAGGCCGUCGUCCCAACACAGGUCAACAACCCCGGCUAUUUGGUAACCCAAACCGUCUACGGCUUCCUGGAUUUCACCACCACCAUCGGCAACACGGUAAUGAUUUUCUCACCGCAGAGUGCAUCCGCAGCCGUAACUGAGCCCCCGAAAACGACACAGGCCCCGCCCCCGGUGAUCGAAACUUCCCCGCUGCCAGUUACGACGACCCCGAAUGUUCCGCCACAGGCAGCCGCCCUUGUCCUGCCGGAAGAAAUCAAACCGAGCAAGACGGUGAUCUUGCCGAGUCAACCGCAGGAAAAGGUCAGCAUCGUUCAGGUCAUUGCCGAAACGGCGAAACCCUACGUGGUAAAGCCUCAGGCUGCGGUGAAGUUCGUGCAGAAAUCCGUUAAGCCGAUUAAACCGAUUGGAAAGCCAAAGGUUUCUAUCGUUGAGGUUUCUCCGGUAAAGAUUGUGGAGGUCGAAGAGAAGAGGGUGGAACUUUUGGCCGACAAGAAGGUUCAGGUCGUGAAACCGGCUCAUCCACCGAUUAUCAAGGUUGUGGCGUCACGAGUCGUUGAAGUUACCACUGAGAAGGAGAUUGUUACACCGGAACCUCAACCGGAACAAGAAGAUGAAGAAGAGGAAGAGGUUGAGGAAGAAGUUGAGGAAGAACCUGAACACGAGGAAGAAGAAGAGGAAGAGGUAGAAGAAACCGAAGCUCAGGAACAAGAAGUUGAGGAAGAGAAGGUAGAAGAGAUCAAAGAAGAGGAAUCUGCCAAGGAACCAGAACAAGCUGAAGAGGAGAAAAUCGAAGAAAAGAAACCACUAACUGUGGAAGUUUCCAAGGUUAAGAAAGUGAACGAGCCAACGAUCGAAGCUGUUCAGAAAGAACACUCUCCAAUUGACUUCUCGACAAUAACCGAAGAAAGUGAGUCGGAACAAACCGAAGGACAGGACGAAACCCAAGAAGAACACCACGAGGAAGAGGAACCGGCACCAGUGCUGCAGAUCGGAAACAACAUCGCUCCAGAGCCGGAAUACGACUUCCUCUCUCGGCAGCCAUCGGAAUACGUCGAGGAAACGUUCCGCGUAGUCAACCUGAAGCCAUCUGCUUCGGUAGCUCCAGCUGCUGCUGCUGCUGCCCCAAGUCCAAAGCAGGGCAAGGCAAAGCGCGGACAAGGUAAUAAAAUCCGCCCGACCGGGUUGGUCACCAAGCUCGGUGGAACCGUAAUCCGAGAUGGAGCCACAACGGUCCACGAAACGAGCGUCAUCGGCACCUACAUUUCAGGAAAGUAUGCCCAGGUCCUACAAAGCACUUCUCAUGUAUUUCAAGGUAAUUCUGCUGCUGCUGCUGCUGCCCCGGCAGGAAAUCAACAGAAGGCUCCGGGUCCUAAAGUGACCGCAACUCCAACGCUCCGAAUCCUUAAGACCGCUGCCCCCAAUCUACCCGGAAAGGGUCCCCGUUACAAUCCGGAAGCGGCCUCGAUCAUCACGCCAUCCCCUUCAUCUCAGCAAGCGUUGGAGGACACCGGUCUACCACUGGAAAAUCUUUUCGCUAACCAACCCAGCUCGAAUCUUGUAAGGCCAUCGCGCCGUCUCAGUGGACCCGGAGCCGCCAACGUUGCCGCCGGAAGUUUCAAGAACCGUCUGAAGAGCCGCAUCGGCGGCAAGGACGAUAGUAACGAUUUGCUGCAGGAACGGUCCGACAAUCUGGGCCUGGAUGAACCCGUGGGACCUCCUGCCCAGCAGCAGCAGCAACAACAACAACAACAGCAGCAAGCUAGCUUUGGUAAUGGCAAAAAAACUAACCGCUACCGUAACACGCAAACUGUUAAGCCUGCUGCCGCCGGCAAGAAUACACAAGAAAACGACGAUUUGAGUGCCACCCGCUAUAACCGAUUUUCUGCAUCUAGUGUGGAACUGGCGACGGUGUCCGUUUUUAGUGAACCUUCCAUCACCACCCCCGCCUACAGGCGUAACAAAGCCUCUCGUAACAGUUUCAAGCCUAGCUCUUCCUCCAGUAGUUCUUCAGGAUCAGCAGCAUCAAGCAAUCAGCAGCAGCAACAGCGCAAGCAGGCAUCCUACAGCUCCAGCGCCAACUCCCGGGACGAUUCGGAUGACGCCAACCGACGAUCCUACAAGCCGAACCUUCGUCCGACUCCUCCGGAAGCCGAACACUCCAGCAGCAGCACCAGCCUGUACAAGUUCAAGCUGAACCGAUCCCCAGGUCGUUGGCAGUACAAGAGCCCCCCCAAACCGCAGGUCAAUAUCCGAAAGCAGAAACCGGCCAAGGAUGCGGUAGAGAACCUAACGACGGCACCGAACUCGGACACCUCGGUCCAAUACAACGACAUCUCGCUCAAUCCGGAACACUCCGAAAAGGUCGAUACCGAUGCCGAUUUGGACCAGUCUGGAUCGGUCAACGGAAAUGUGCUGAACGACGCCGAACAGGAUAACCAGAUCGAGAGACGUUACCCGAUCGAGACCAUUAAGGUGGAGAUUUCGACCCCGGCCGACUUCAAGGACACGUACUACGAGAUUGCUACCAUCAAGUCGCCCUACACCUUCCAGGUUGGCACCGUCAAGAACACCCGCUACAUCACGGUAACAUCGACGUUCGAAAAGACUCUGGAACAGGAAACGGCCACCAUUACUCCAUCCCUUACGGAACCACUUACCGAGAACAUCUUGGCCACGACCAGCCACAUCGACAAGGAGAGCAAUUUGCUGGACUCAUCGAUUGCCACAUUGCCGCCAAUUGCCCUGUCCGGGGACACCGAAACUCCACCAUUGGAAACGCUGACGGAGACUUUCAGCACUACCCAGGAGAUGUUGAAGACUCACAUUUUGCCGGUUAUUCGGGAUGGUACGGAUACUACGAGUUAUACGCUGAUUCAGACUUAUCACGUUACGAGGUUGGUGACGGCUACGAAGACUUUGCCACCGAUGGAGAUCUAUCAGUUUGUACCGUCGAAGACCUUGAACGAGUUUAACAGUCGGUUGGAUGAAGCUGGGUCUGAGUUGCAUUUGGAGUUGGAGUUUGGAGAUGAGAAUGAAGAUGAUGAAGACAAGCCGAAACGGGAGAGGUUGCCUUCGGAUUUGGACAUCUCGAGCAUUGGAUCUGAGUUUGAUCCGUUGGAGGUGGAUAAGACUAAGAUUCCGGAGAUUGUGAAACCGAAGAAGAAGGUUGUUAACAAGGAGUUGGCUAAGGUGACUACUGAAGCUCCGGUGACUACGCCGAAUUUGACUCCGGAUCAGCUGCAGCAAUUGGCUUUGUUGAGACUGUUGAAUCCAGCGGCAGCUGCCCAGAUUCCUUCGGUUAUUACUUCGUCUAAGCCUGUGGUCAAGUUGGAAACUGUUUAUGAGUCGCAUGUGCUGCCAAUUAUCAACGGGGAUAGGACUAUCUUCAGCACUUUGUCGCGGGCCAUCGGAACGUUGACGAAGACCAGCUUCGAAGUUGUGACGACUACCCUGCCGACCCUGCCGAUUCCUCCAAUCAUCCCAACGAUUAAUCCCUUCCAGCAGCAACAGGUUACUCUGCAAUCUACACCGGUUGUUACCCAGACCAUCGUCACGGAAACCAACAGCAAAGUUCUGAAACUAACCUUCGGUGCUAAGACGGCCUACACAACUCUGUACUCGACCACUGUUGUGCCCACACAGCUGACAACUUACGUGACCCAAUCGGUGCCGGUUCAAGCGACGGCCGCCGCCUUCCCCGGAUACUUCCCGGCGCCUUAUGCACCGUUUCCGUAUGUAGGCUAAUCUCCACCUUCUUCAAGAAGCCGCCAUCGAGCGCUAAUGAUAGGUUAGAAUAAUGAAUUUCUGCCGCCGCCUCCGGGAAGACAAACUGUCUCGAACCUCCUCAACUUUCAUCCCUCCUUCCUCAACUUCAUUUCCCGAGGAGGCGCCGGCAAACAUUUGACCCGUUUUUCCAUUGCUUGGCUGCCUUUUGUCGACAAAUUAUUCAUGGAUUUUCCACCAUCGACCAACCGACGUCGUAGGACAAAAUAUUUUAAUUAUUCUUCCUUCCUUCGCAAUGCGAUGCGAUUCCGAAGCCGGUUGUUAGAGAGCUACCCACACUCACACGAGUGGACUUUCCUAGCCUAGCCUUGCCUUAUCUGGGUUCCGCUUCGAAGGCGUCGCUGGAAAGCGAUAUUUUCCGUAAGGUGGAUCGAUUUCGGCAACGCAGAAGAUUUUUUAUUAAAUUUUCCGUUGAUAUCAGACUUCGUAACAGUUUUUCUUAUGGAUAUAAAUCUUCAAAUUUCGAAUUUAGGACCGCUUAAAAAUUUAAAAUAAUGACUCACCCUUAAAACCGCAAGUCUCCAACGGAACUCGACCAGAUACCAAUCAGUAGGACUAGAAACAAAGAACCCUCCUGCCUUAGAGAGUGGGGUAGCAAAUUACUGGCGUCGGGUUUGCCUUUCGGAAAUUGCAGCACUUCUCAAAUCAAGAGGGAGGUCUCUUCCUGCGUCAGAAAACCACAAUCACCCUAGAAAAAAAAAGAACGAUUUUCCCACGUGAAGUAAUGAACACCCCUCUUGCUUUUUUUUUGCUUCUGCUUUGAGGGUGCAACUUUUUAACCGUGUGAUUAUCACAAGCAACUUCUUUGCGUGCAUCGAUGGCCCAGAUUGCGGCUAAACUGUGUGCGAUAGAAUGCGCGUAAAAAGUAUAAUUUCGCAGGGUUCCCACCUCUUUGGGGUUCCCUCGCAAAUUAGUGGUGUCUGAUAAGCUGCAGUGUAGUCCGGAGGUUUAUGAACUUCUGAAGUUAUGAGGGACUAUGGAAGCAAUUUUUCCUUAAUUUUACUCCUAAAGAAAAGCUCAAAUAAAAAAUUUAAAGCGUCCAGAACUCAUAUUGUGAAAAAAGUAUCAAAACCGUUUAAGUUGAUUAUCAAUACAAGAAUAUGAGUCAAAUCCAUCAAUUACUGGAAAAAAUCUACAAAAUAUGAAAUAUUAUCAUGCUUUGCACGAAUAGCAAAAAUCAUUCAUUGGUUUCUAUAAUUUUUGAAAAUAAUAAUAAGUAAGUUUUUAAUCAUUUUGUAAAUAGACAAAUUUUCAUAUAUUUUUACAGUAUCGUUUCGUGAUUUGAAUGUUCUAAAUCGAUCAAAAAGUAAAUCUUGAUCGAUCCUCGCGUUACAUUUUUAUUUCAUUUUCUAAAGUCCUAUAAAAGUUAUUCGUUUUCUCAGUUUUUUAUAAAAAUAUUUUUUUAGAUACUUUUCCAUCCUAUUGGUAUUCCUUCAAUAAUUUCCGUUCAAUAACUUUCUUGAGCCAUCGAAAAAAGGAAAGGCUUCAUCGAAUUUAUUUACCCCCCACCCAUAUGGAAUCGCAAUACUCAUUUAAGUUAACGUAGCUCAACUUCAAAACAUUCUGCACUACGGAAAUCACUGCUCAACACGUUGAGAUUCAUUUUUAUAGUAAGGUUUACAACAUUCACAUUAAAAUAUACAUUUUUUUAACAAAUCAGAAAAAACGAAAAACAUAACAUAAUAUCAUUCCGAGCAAUAGAUGUAAGUCGAGCUUUUAUACGAAAUCAAACAGAAAAUCAAGAAAAAAGCAAAAAACUGCCGAUGUAAAUAUUACCUGCCGUAUCUUUAAGGUCAAAUCAUUUGAAUUUGUUAGGGAUGAGUGAUAUUUGAAUGAUAAAAGAUGAGUGAAUUGAAUGUGAACAUAUUCUUUAGUUAAACAUAAAAAAAUAUAUAAACAAAAAUCGAUAUAUAUGGAAGUAGAUUACUAGAAACAGGUUAUUGUGCUAAAUAAUCGUCCGACGCGUUCGACAUGUUUUAAU
Molecule: messenger RNA, 6758 nt
Organism: Uranotaenia lowii
Lineage: Eukaryota; Metazoa; Arthropoda; Insecta; Diptera; Culicidae
Product: msx2-interacting protein-like
Exons: 11
Coding region: 884-4738 (1284 amino acids)
Source: RefSeq, a predicted model, not a curated record